Messenger RNA from Kwoniella shivajii, 1068 nucleotides. RefSeq lists its product as uncharacterized. The coding region runs from base 1 to 1068 and encodes 355 amino acids. The record is from RefSeq and is a predicted model, not a curated record. NCBI's taxonomy places the organism in Eukaryota, Fungi, Basidiomycota, Tremellomycetes, Tremellales, Cryptococcaceae. The transcript has 5 exons. Gene Ontology annotation, cellular component: nucleus. Gene Ontology annotation, biological process: regulation of DNA-templated transcription.
AUGGCUCUUCCUGCUUCACUUCAAGUCCAUCCUCAUUUCCAACCUGAAGAAGCUGCUCAUGCUGCUACCGAGUUAAUAUCCAAUUUGGACAAUCUACCUGGAGAAGUAGUUUUCCUCUUGGAAGAGAUCAAAGAAAAAGAUAUCAGGAUUAAUCAAUUGGUACAGCGGAUCAAUACACGUCAUAUAGGAUUAACGAAGACAGCCAAAUCAUUAUCGUCAUUACCACCUUCCAAUGCAACGUUUGCGUUACCACUUCCACCUGGAUCUACUCUACCUACCUCACACUUGACGCCCAAGGACGCGCAGGCGCUGACGAAGAUUCAAGCUGAAUGGAUAAAAGUAGAAGUGCUACAAGAUGAGAAAAUCAAAUUGGCAGAAAGAAUGGAAAGGAUCAUUAACCGUGCGAAAGAAAGAGCUAAAUCAGAAUGGAUAAGAGUGGGAGGAAUGGAAAUCGUUGAUAAUUCAUUAGAGGAAAAACCGGGUCUGAUAGGAAUAGGAGGAUUCCCAUUACCUUUGGGUUUAGGUCAUUUCAAUGAAUUGGGUCAUGGUGAAGUCAUAUUACCUUCUACUGGUUUAGGCAGUGGCUCAGAUGGUAGACCGCCAAAGAAACGAAAACCAAAUACAUUACCUUUACCCUCGCCAUCACUUUCUAUUGCAUCAUCAAUAGCCAUGCCUCCACCUCCUGCACCAACUCGACCAUCAAUAUCUUCACGUUCCCAUCAUUCUCAUAGGGGUAGUGGUCGUCAUCCAUCCAUAGCAUCGACAGAUCCAGAUGCAGAUGGAGAAGACGUAGACGCAGAAGGAGAAGUGGAUAUUGUCGAUGGCCCAGAAACAGGUGAUGGUGAAGCAGAUGAUACCAUCUAUUGUAUUUGUCAACAGAGAAGUUAUGGUGAGAUGAUAGGAUGUGAUAACGAAGGAUGUGAAUUGGAAUGGUUCCACGUCAAAUGCGUCAACAUCAUCCCUCCAUUACCUGACACUUGGUAUUGUCCUGACUGUGUGAAGAAAUUGGGCUUAUCAAGUAGUGAUGGGAAAAUUGCAGGUCAAAGUAGGAAAGGAAGGAAAAAGUGA